Messenger RNA from Physella acuta, 2599 nucleotides. Its product is annotated as adhesion G protein-coupled receptor E2-like. Gene Ontology annotation, molecular function: calcium ion binding. NCBI's taxonomy places the organism in Eukaryota, Metazoa, Mollusca, Gastropoda, Physidae. The record is from RefSeq and is a predicted model, not a curated record.
GCAACACACGCCCCCUAGGAUGUCUGUCUGAAACUAUCAACUCCAGUGAAUCAAUUUCCAGUGAUCACAUUAUACCCUGAAAGAAAAUGCAGUUUACUUCUUUAAAAAUGCACCUAGCUAUUGUACUACUUUUCUGUGCAUCAUACGCUCAAGCAACUUGUCGCUGCGAACAAAUUACUAACAUUGUGAAUGGACGCCGUGUUUGUGCGUGUAAUCAAGGCUAUGCCGUCAGCCCUUCAAAUCCUGCUAAAUGUCAAGAUAUUGAUGAAUGCCAAGACCCAAAUCAAAACGCAUGCCAACAGAACUGUACCAACACAAUUGGAAGCUACUCUUGUUCAUGCAAUUCUGGAUUCAUAAUCAACAGUACAGACCCAACUAAGUGUGAUAGUUGUACAGAUCAUGGGUUUACUAUACAUAAUGGAUUGUGCUAUAUUUUUUUAACUCCUGUUGAUACUUAUAACAAUACAAAGAACAAAUGCUUGGCGAAGAAUGCAACACCUGUGAGGGUUAGAUCUGCGGACGACAUUGAAUUUUUUUUUACAAUGGCUAGAAAUAUGGACGGUAGCAGCUUCUGGGUUGGUGCCACAGAUAUCGAGAAUGAGGGGCAGUUCAUCUGGGAGGACACUCGCCAGCCUAUCACAGUGGACUUUGAGCAGUGGUUUGACGCUAGCACAAACACAGAUGACAUGGACUGCCUCAUCGGGGUAGAUGUGAACAGGAUUGUUGCCACAAGUUGUACGGCGCUUACAUAUGGGGUUUGUACUCUUUAACACGGUUGUGAAGCUGGAUUGUAUGCACAGCACCCAAUAUAAGAUCGGUGUCACAAGGGAAUAUAUGACACAAAUCCUAAAUUGCAAGCACAGCAUUCAAUAUAAGAUCAGUGUCCUUCCAAUAUAAGAUAGGUGUCAUUAGGGAAUUUAUGACACCAGUCUUAUAUUGCAAAGCACAGUUCCCAAUAUAAGAUUGGUGACGUAAUGGAAUUUAGGAAAUGUUUGUGUUAAUUUUUUUCUUUUACCGGUUUAAAGAAGACAAAAAUAUUUUGAAUUGCUGAACAUUGCUGAAAAUAUCUUGUUGUUCAAGUUUUUUUAAAAAUUGAAAUGAUGUAUUGCAGAACGCGAAAUAAUUAAAGUUUUUAUACAACCGAGUAUGUAGAAAGUUGAUUAUAUUGUGUUACUUUGGUUUUAUUCAAACACAAUAUUUUAUUGAAGAAAUAUAUCAAAAUAAUAUUAAUUAUUUUUAAUCAAAUGAAAAAUUUAAAUUUGUAUAUUUUAGGUUUAAAAGCAUUAUACUGAACAAGUAUACUUAAUAUUAACUAUCUUUAUUUUCUUUAAACGCUUUGUCGGGCUUCUUAAGGAUGGUUUUACUUCUCAUUAUAAACCGUAUUUAAUAUGUAUAUCAUACUUUACAGUAAACAUUAUAUUUAUGUUAGUUUAUAGUUUAAAACAGCUUAUUUAUAAAUCUUUAGAAUUUAUUAUAAAAGAAAAGAUUCAUCUUUAGACCUAGAUGGGCAAAUAAAUACAAGUUAAGAUGUUUUGUUUUAACCUCGGACUUUGAAGGGAUGGUAUUCUCAGCUGGGUGGACGUCCCUUACUAACAAAUCAUAACCCAUAUCUGACCUCGAGACCUUCGUGAUAGCAGCCAGUCGCUCUUCUAUUCAACCUCACCGGUCUCAUCACAAUUUAGACUACUCAAAGAAAAUCAUUGAGGCAACUGUUUGUUAACUAGUUUUAUAAGUAGAUAGAUUUAAGAGACUAUUUGUAAAACAAAACAAAAAUUACUGCAUUGAUUGUGUGAAGUCUGUGUCAUUGUAAGGCCAUGCGUAUGAUCAUUUACACUAAAGUAGUUUUAGAACAAUAAAAAGAGGAACGCUGUCAAAAACACUAUUUUAUUUAUGUUUAUACAAGGCAUGCCAAGACAUACUUUGCCACUAAGUAUUUGAACGAAAUAUUUUCAGAUGUUCAAAAUUAAUAGCGAUCUUUUUAGUAUAGUCUGGUUGAUGAACGUUUAAAAGAUUAACAUUUUCAAGCAAUUGUCUUUGCUGAUUAUAAAAUGACAUUAUUAUUUUUUUUUAAAAAGGUCUAUGUAGAUUAAAAAUUAGAAUCGCUAAUGUUUGCUGUAGACAGCGACACGUUGGGUUAUGAGGAUUUGCUUGUUUUUUUUUAUAAUGAAGAUACCAAUAUAUGUUUGAAAAAAACUUUAAGAUUUUAUUGUCUGUUAUUCUUACCAUGUAUUUAAUAUAUUCUUUAGCUUACACUUUGCGCAUUUUAAUCUGAGUUUAUUUUGUAAGUUAUUGUACACAAAAUAUAAACGCUGAAAGAAAGUUGUUAACUGAUUAAGAUUUUUUUCUCCAAAUGUUAGUAUUAGGUAUAUAUUCUGUAAUAGUAGAGAGUAUAAUUUUUAUAACAGUAGAAAAAUGUAUAAGUCAAGCUUUGGUAAGCUAGAUACAAAUGUUUCCAAAAAGCUGUGCUUAAGUAUUGGAUUUCAAUUUAUUCUUUUCAUUUUUUAUUACUUUUACCAAAGUAUCUUUUCAAACAUUUGUUAUCAAAUGAUCUACCAUAAUCUUUAUUUGUUCUAAUGGGAAAUAAAACAUAUUCGGUAUG